GGGCGGGAGCCACCGAGCCGCACGGAGCCCGGCCCGCCGCCCGCGCCCCGCCGAGCCCGGCCCGCCCGCCGCUGCCUCGCCCCCAUGAUGGGCUCGGUGCUCCCCGCUGAAGCGCUGGUGCUCAAGCCCGGGCUGAAGCCGCAGGGGCUCUCGCUGGCCGAGGUGAUCACCUCCGACAUCCUGCACAGCUUCCUCUACGGCCGCUGGAGAAACGUCCUGGGCGAGCAGCUCUUCGAGGAGAAGAGCAGCCCCAAGACCGCCUUCACGGCUGAGGUCCUGGCUCAGUCCUUCUCCGGAGAGGUGCAGAAGCUGUCCAGCUUGGUGCUGCCGUCGGAAGUGAUCAUCGCCCAGAGCUCCAUCCCCGGGGAAGGGCUCGGCAUCUUCUCCAAGACCUGGAUCAAGGCUGGCACCGAGAUGGGACCGUUCACGGGCAGGGUCAUCUCGCCCGAGCAUGUGGACCUGUGCAAGAACAACAACCUCAUGUGGGAGGUUUUCAAUGAAGACGGCACGGUGCGGUACUUCAUCGACGCCAGCCAAGAGGACCACCGCAGCUGGAUGACCUACAUCAAAUGUGCGCGGAACGAGCAGGAGCAGAACCUGGAGGUGGUCCAGAUUGGGAGCAGCAUCUUCUACAAGGCCAUCGAGAUGAUUCCUCCGGACCAAGAGCUGCUGGUCUGGUACGGAAACUCCCAUAACACAUUCCUGGGCAUCCCAGGUGUGCCAGGGCUGGAAGAGGAGCAGAAGAAGAACAAACAUGAGGACUUCCAUGCGGUGGAGACGGGGGCCAGCACGACGGGGCGCAUGCGCUGCGUCAUCUGCCACCGCGGCUUCAACUCCCGCAGCAACCUGCGCUCCCACAUGCGCAUCCACACGCUGGACAAGCCCUUCGUGUGCCGCUUCUGCAACCGCCGCUUCAGCCAGUCCUCCACCCUCCGCAACCACGUCCGCUUGCACACCGGCGAGCGGCCCUACAAGUGCCAGGUUUGCCAAAGUGCCUAUUCCCAGCUCGCCGGGCUGCGGGCGCACCAGAAGAGCGCUCGCCAUCGGCCCCCCAAUGCCUCCCUGCAGGCUCACUCGCCGGCACUGCCCGUGCCCCAUCCUGCUUCUCUGGCCCAUCACAUCCCCACCAUGGUGCUGUGAAGCCCUCGGCGCAGCAGUGGGUUUUGGGACAGCAAAGACUGGCGCUGAGGCAUGCGAUGGACUUGGGGGGGGGGGUUGACCCUUGGCAGAGCUGGGGGGCAGAGGCAGGGCUGCUUUGUGUGUUGGUGGGGUUUUGGAGCAUCGCUGUUUGUGUGGGGUUUGGUAGGGGGGUUGGUGAGGGACCCCCCCCAGCUCUGUGAGCUGCACCAUGCGGGAUGCUCCCUGGGGAGACGUGGUGCAGGGUGGGUGCUCCUGGUCCCUGGGGCGGGCAGGGGGACAAGGGAUGCAGCGGGAUGUCCUGCGUGGAUUUGCUGGUGCAAUGGGACAUCCUAAAAGCUGGCUGGGCUGAGUCCUGCCUGGGUGUUACACAUAAUCUGAUGGAAGGAAAAGCUGCUCUUAUCCCUUCUCUGCUCCAGGGAGCGUCCAGCUGAUGCAUACCCCACUGAAAGGCUGGCACGGCCGCAUUCGUGCCUGUUUGGCUCCGGUGGCUCUUUCCAAGGGACACAUUUCCCUCAUCGGGAGCCCUCAUUGAGCAAAGGGUUGUGUUUUCCCCCACCCGAGCCCCCUCUCCUGCCCUCCUCCAGCCCGAGCCAUGCACUGGGGUUCGCCAGACCCCUCCGAGCGAUGCCAUGGGCAGAGGGGGGACAGGCCACGUUCCGCAGGGAUGCUCCCCGCUGGAAGUGCGCGUCCACAGGCAGGUUUUGUGGGGUCUGUUCCCCGGAACACUUCGGCUGUUACUUGUGCUGCCCUCUGGGGACAGAGAAAACCGGUCCCUGGGCCAGCUCUAUCCCCAAGGACAACUCCAAGCGCCCUCUGGAGUCCUGCCACACGCGAGAGAGGCGGGCUGUGUAUCAUAAAGCUCGAAAGAAGGUAUUCUAAUAUUAAUUAUAAGUCUAAGAUGUAUAAAGUUCUCACCAACUGUGUUUUACUUCCAGAGAAGAAAAAACAAGUGUCACUUUAACUCUGUAAAUAUUUAUGUAAACAUUAUUUACAAAACUUUGAUAUUAUAUAUUAUUUGAUUGUAUAUGUACACAGUGUAAAUACAUUUGUACCUCUCUCUUGUAUUCUAAAUAAAAAUUACUUGGAACAUUUAUCG
Molecule: messenger RNA, 2236 nt
Organism: Strigops habroptila (Kakapo)
Lineage: Eukaryota; Metazoa; Chordata; Aves; Psittaciformes; Psittacidae
Gene: PRDM12
Product: PR/SET domain 12
Exons: 5
Coding region: 85-1140 (351 amino acids)
Biological process (GO): neurogenesis
Cellular component (GO): nucleus
Molecular function (GO): histone methyltransferase binding
Source: RefSeq, a predicted model, not a curated record